GGUGAGCCAGGCAGCUGCUCUGUAUGUGUCGGUCAGACAGUGCCUGUGCUCGGGCUGUGCGUUGCUGCAGCAUGCGGGGGAGAGGAAGAUAAUCCCCCAUGUGUGAAUGUCUUAUGGGAGGGUGACCCCACAGUUUGGGUAGGCUGAUGAAGCCGACAAGGGCGAGGGUUGUGGUUAAAGCCCGAGCUGGAUGGAUGGGCAUGGGGAGAGGGGCAGGACCCAAAGCCCUGGGACUCUUCUACAUCCUCAUCGUCAUCUUGUGCACAUUGCACACAGUCAGCGCAUCAUCGUGUAGAAUUCUGAAGUGUAAUUCUGAAUUCUGGUCGACAACAUCCAGCUCCCAUCAUCACACGGGGCUAGAGGACUCUGUGGAGUUUUGCACGGCACUACGGACCUAUGCUCAUUGCACACGCCGCACUGCCCGAUUUUGUAGAGGAGACUUGGCUUACCAUUCAGCUGUCCAUGGCAUUGACGACCUCAUGAGUCAGCACAACUGCUCCAAAGAUGGUCCCACCUCCCAGCCUCGUGUACGAACCCCACCUCCGUGGGACAGCCAGGAAAGGUCUGACAGCCCUGAGAUCUGUCAUUACGAAAAGAAUUUCCAUCGGAACACGGCUACCCCAAACUACACCCAUUGUGGUCUAUUUGGGGACCCCCACCUUAGGACGUUUAUGGACACUUUCCAGACAUGCAAAAUUCAAGGGGCGUGGCCUCUCAUAGACAAUAAUUACUUGAACGUGCAAGUCACCAACUCUCCGGUACAUUUGGGGUCCACUGCAACUGCUACAACCAAGAUAACCAUAAUCUUCAAGAACUUCCAGGAGUGUGUUGAUCAGAAGGUUUACCAGGCCGAGAUGGAUGAGUUACCUGCAGCCUUUACAGAUGGUUCAAAGAAUGGUGGGGACAAGAGUGGAGCCAACAGCUUGAAAAUCAUUGAGAAAGUGGCCGGGCAGCACAUAGAGAUUCAAGCCAAGUACAUUGGGACCACCAUAGUGGUCCGGCAAGUAGGUCGCUACCUGACCUUUGCAGUGCGGAUGCCUGAGGAGGUGGUGAAUGCCGUAGAGGACAAAGAAAACCAAGGUCUUUAUCUGUGCCUCCAGGGUUGUCCUCAGAAUCAGCAAAUUGACUUUCGAACCUUCCACUCCCAAACCCCAGAAACUGGACCUCGGAGGCAUGGGGCUGUUUCCAGUGGUGCAUCAUUCACCCCUCCAAUGGCAGAAGCCAAAUGCAAGGAGAAGCUGCCAGUUAAGGACCUUUACUUUCAGUCCUGUGUGUUCGACCUGGUUACUACAGGAGAUGUGAAUUUCACUUUAGCUGCUUAUUAUGCUUUUGAGGAUAUGAAGUUAUUGCACUCCAACAAGGACAAAAUACAUCUGUAUGAAAGGACCACGGGGCCUGGAAAUGCAGCUCCUCAAAUAAGCCAGGAGAUUGCCAAACUCCUUGUGGCGAUAGUCUUUUGUGUUUCAGUGUUGCUGUAAUGUUAUGUUUACUGUGUAAAUCUUUUUGAGAUUAGUAAGCAAUCCCAGAGUUUCGGGCUCAGUUAACCAAGAUCCAUUUGUAUCUGUGAAAGCACAAAGCGUAACAUCUGUAUAAUCACAUUCAUCAUUUAUUUGAUGUAUUUAACAGCUUUCUAAACGUACACUUUUAGAUAGCUUUCAAACUCCAGGAAGAGGGCAACACUUGCUUGACUCCUGAGGGUUUGUUCUAGUGAUACCAUAUCUGCCCUUCAUCCAAUGUGUAAACACAAUGUUAAGAUCUUCUUUGGAAUAGUAUCUUGAAACAAGCUGAAAGUUCUCGCAUUGGUGUAUUGCAGGUGUGUGUAAUCCUUCAGGUUAUGACCUCAAGUUGAGCUGAACCUUUUAACCUUGCUUGUGCAUGUCUUUUGCACAAAAUAAUUGUGGCUCAUACACAGGUGUUUGGCUGUCAAGACUGCUAGCAGAGUUUAUGUGCACCAUACCUCAUCUAUUGUCCACACUUUGAAGUUACAUAGAAGAAGAGCAUCCCCUGUGGCUUACUUGUGGUACUGCAAGUAUCAUAUCGGCUGUGAAAUUUUAUCAUCUUGUGAAUGUGGCUUUUGUGAUUUCAUAGUUGUGACUGCAUGAACAAUUUAGUGGUGCUCACUCCCAUACGGAUUCUGUAUCAACAAUGAGAAUUUUUAAUGACAAGUGUUUAUGUAGAAUGUAGCAAUAAGCUAUCUUCAUACCCACUGCACACUUGCUAUACAGUUAUGGACAAAACACUGCUUCCCAUUGAAAGAAAUGUAUGCAAAUAAUAUUUCUUCUCAAUAAGCGUUAUAGAGUCCUGAUAUGUUUAACACUGGCCUCAGAGUAACAAAUUCUUCAUUUUUUGUUUAAAGCAACCCAAAAACUCUUAAAAUGAAAUAACUGAGAUGUUAUGCAAUCUGUAAAAUCCUCAAGGGUCUAACACAAAAAAAAUAAUAAUUCUCCUUAAACUGCAGGCCUGGGUUAACUUUACAUUUGACUAUAUAUAACCCUAAUGGGAGCACUUUUAUGGACCUGAUGGUCAAGGUACAUGCUGUUAUCCCUUAGCUACAGGUGUAUCUAGAUAAGGAAUUGUAGGAACUAAACAGCAGACCUGGAAUUAAGAGCGCUUAUAUUACAACUAUGUUGUAUCUGUGAGGCAGCCUCUGUCUAGUGACAAGUGAAGCAGCAUCCUAGAACUCAUUAUGUUAUAAAUUCCAGACUGGUGUGUAGAAUAGCCUGGUCUUUAGACUGGUGUUCAUAGUACAGGCCGUUUACUGGUAUGACACCGAUUACUGGAGCAGAUGUAUAGUGUAAAUAUAUACUUAUAGGAGUCCGAUGUAAAGCAAAACAAAUGCAACUUGUGUUGGAUGUAAUUUAUGUUGUCUGUAAUAUAUGGAGCUUUUGUGGUUCUUUUUAUAAAUUGUGUCACUGUACAUAGGAAGAGAUGUAAUGUGUUCCAGUGUAUAAAAAAAAAAAAAUAGAUGUGGUAACUACUUUUCACCCUACUAAGCUUAAUCCCGACUUUCACUAAUGUGCUGCACAAGCUUAAAGCACUCAUCAACAGAUGCAGAAAAUGAUAUGACAGCAGUUACACAAUAUAUGAUGAGCAUUCUUUUUGACUGGCAUGGUAACGCACCCCUUAAAGUGUACCUGCUGCCAGGAAAAGAAGCACAGCCUCUCCAUUCUUUAAAAAACUGUUGACCCCACUGAGGGCUUAAUUCAUGUUUGUAUGCACAUGCCUGCGCAGCUGCAAUUUUUCAGGCUAUGGACUUGCUGAUCAUCUUAAGUGAAGCUGCUGCCCAGAAAAGACUGUAGACGUCCACUGGAGCCAUCGUAAAGUCAUAGAGAUAUAGGGCGGUAUUCAGUUUAUAUUUCACCCCCAAUCUCCUUUCUAAAUUGAUCCCCGUUAUAAUCAGGUUUAGCUGCGUAAAGGGUUGGGCGCCCUAGCUAUCCUGGGGGUAGCGAGCUGAAAUGAUUAUACUACGCCCGUCGGCAAAAACAGUAUGGGUGUGGAAGGGGAUGAAAAUAAUUGAAUACCGUCCACAGAAUUUAAUGGCAGAUACGAACCACUUGGCCCAUCUAGUCUGUCCAAAACACAUGUACAUGCAUAACACACUAGGGUUAUUUGUGGGAGCCAAUUAACCUACCAAUAUAUUUUUGGAUUGUGGUAGGAAACGAAAUACCAGGAGAAAUCAUACAAACUCCACACAGACUUGUCCAUGGUGAGAAUCAAACUCAUGACCACACUGCUAUGAGGCAGUAAUGCUAACCAUUACACCGUCUGCACUACCCUCAGCGACUGCAUACACAUGCUCAGCAUCAAUUCAAUAACAAGGAAACAUCGACUCCUCGAGUGAGUCUAUGGUCUUGUAUACUGACCACCGCAGUAACGACGCUGGCACCAUGUUUCUCUACAUGAUUGCAGCUUAAUGCAGGAACACAUCCCAAAAAUGGCUAUGGCCUGCUUGCAUUUUGGCUGCCAUUCUCCCGUUAUCUCCCUCAAAUGGUCCCUUCCUGUCAAUCACUCUGUGUUUAAAAUCUCCCAGUGAGCGGCAUUGCAAAGGUACCUUGGCGUGUGUGCAGUGCGAUUUGCGGCACAUGCGACAUGUACAGUCUGCCAAUAACAUCAGCACUGCGUACAAACAUGUAUUGGGCCUGGAGUUGGAUGACAUACUUCAGUGGUAUUGGUUAGUGAAUUGAUAGCCUGCGUUCAUACCACACAAUUGCUGUCGCAAUGUUUUCUGUGUAUGUAUUUUCAUUUAUUGUUCCAAAACAUUCUCAGAAGAUGCACAUUCAUGCUAGUAUAAUGAGAUUGCAUUAAUGGCAGCUCCUCUCUAUUUGAAUCCUAUAUCUUUCUUUAUUGAAUCAGACAUCGCUCGAAGUCCAGCGAUUCAUGUUAGGAGAACAACUCAAUUCAAGUAUCCGCUGUGAAAAAUAAUGCAGCUGGCCUUUAUUGUGCAGGCUUCAUUAGUACGCCCAAAAAGCAGCUGGACAAGAAUUGUCGUAUCUGGUAGCCAUCAGCCCGCUGGAGAGUGGCCUACUAGCUUCUGUGGGAUUGGUUCGGAGAGCUCUGGGUUAAUACACGGUCUCAUUGGUUACCCCAUAUUUUGCUGGCUUUUGAGCAUUAAUUAGCACAUGCAUGGAGAUCCUUUGACAGUCCAGCUGCUCUUGAACUACAUUUACCAUAAUGCUUUGCCAGCUCAUUGACACGGAAAGGCUGAGUUACUGCAUCAUGCUCAUUGAGUUGGUGGAUGUGACUAGCUGUUGCCUGCCACAAGUGCAGUCACAUUUCAUGCUACAGUAAGUGCUAGUAGUUUGUGCAGCUGUAAUCCUCUAACCAACAGCAAGCAUGUUGCUGUGUGUAUGUCUCGUGUGUAGUAUAUUGCAUACUGUAUGGAGUAACUGUAAUGCCCAACCUGUUUAGCAGUUUACACCACUGUCAUUUUGUGGCGUGAGAAAAGACUGUUGCCAGUUUAAAUCAAUAUUUAGAAAUAUAACAUAGCGAAGCACUUUAUUUUGGUUGUGUUUUUAACAAGACUUCUUGUUAAAUUAUACCAAGAUAGACCCAAGUGAUGAAGAAGUACCGCAAAAGGGAAAACAAUAACUGUGUGUUCUUAAAUAUGCUCAUAAACAUUGACUCAUGUAGAUAAUGUAAAUUAUUUAUUGAAAAAAUGCAAGUAAAGGUUUUUAACAUUG
Molecule: messenger RNA, 5180 nt
Organism: Pseudophryne corroboree (corroboree frog)
Lineage: Eukaryota; Metazoa; Chordata; Amphibia; Anura; Myobatrachidae
Gene: RGMA
Product: repulsive guidance molecule BMP co-receptor a
Exons: 4
Coding region: 147-1478 (443 amino acids)
Biological process (GO): BMP signaling pathway
Cellular component (GO): plasma membrane
Molecular function (GO): coreceptor activity
Source: RefSeq, a predicted model, not a curated record